AUGAAUUUCGGCCUCUUUUUACUCUUACGUCUUCUUUUACUCAACUCUGUCCUCGCUUUUACACUACCAGUAAUGGAAGAGGUGGUGAUUGUCGAGGGUCCCUCUUCCGGCUACGUUGUCAAGAAUCGACCGUAUCCGUUAAAGUGCAAAGCGCUGAAUGCGAAGAAGAUUCGUUUCAAAUGCAAUUCGAAAUGGAUUGAUGAGUCACGAAUCGAGAGUAAACUUGGAACGGACGCAUCGAGUCAAAUGGCUUUCAUGGAGGCGCAUGUCGAGAUCACAAGAGCCGAAGUCGAAGCGGCUUUCCCGAUGGAGGAUUUUUCGUGUCAAUGUUAUGCAAGCCGUACCUCGGACUCCGAUGUCGUUCGAUCUGAUUCCUCAAGGAUUCGAUCAGCUUAUAUGCGAAAACAUUUCGGCACCACUCCUCAAUCACAACGCGUUCACGAGGGCUUAACCGUGCAACUGCAAUGCUCACCACCUGAAAGUGAACCGAAAGCUCAGGUGAUUUGGCUAAAAGACGGGCAGCCGAUCGAGCAGGGAGCCGACUCGAACAUCAUCUAUGGAAACGACGGCAGUUUGAUUUUGUCGGCAGCUCGUUUAAGCGAUUCGGGCGCGUACGCGUGUGAGGCCACCAACAUCGCGACAAAGAGAGUCACCGACACAGCUCAGCUAACCGUUUAUGUUGACGGUCAAUGGUCAGAUUGGGCACAAUGGGAGGGAUCGUGUCAGGUGGAUUGUGGAUUGCUGAGAGCAGCACUUGGAUCCGGAGAAGAUGGAGUGAUUCCGAGGAAGAGAAGGACGAGGACAUGCAAUAAUCCGGCACCAUUGAAUGGAGGUGCUCACUGUUUCGGCGUUGAUGAGGAAUACAAGCACUGUGAUAUUCCGUGUAAAAUCGAUGGUCGAUGGACAGAGUGGAGUGAUUGGAGUGAAUGCUCACCCGAACAUUGCACACAGUCAAGACAACGAAAAUGUGCGCAUCCACCACCAUUGAAUGGAGGAGCUGAUUGUGUGGGGAUAGUGAUGGAGACUGUCAAUUGUACGAGUCAUUGUGAAAGGAAUGUCGAGAGAUCUCACCAAUCUCCAGCAAUCCCUCCACAAUCUUCAACUCUAUCAAGUCAUGAUGUCCCCCUUCUAAUCGGAAUGUGUUCAAUCUUUGUCCUUCUCGCGUUAAUCCUCGGUGCUCUUUGCUGGAUUUUGAUGUGUCGAAAGAAUCGGAAAAAAUCGAGCAAUAAUAUUUAUUAUGCGGAAACUGGAGGUCACAUGCGACGAGUACUCCUCGAGCAACAACAAGCCACUCUACUGGCACAGGACUGUAUCAAGCUACCGGCUGGCGACCUCUUUUCUCCAUCACCCAUUCAUCCGACAAUGACUCUUAGAUCGGCGAAAAGUGCCUACAGUGCGUACACUUCGAAUAGAAAUGCUGGAUCACGAGCCGCUUUGAUCACUGAAUGUUCAUCAAACUCUUCAUCUGAAAGGGGUCGUAAGACUCUCUUGAGAAGCAAUUCGAAUUGUUCCGAGGAUGAGAACUAUGCGACUUUGUACGAUUACAUGGAAGAGAAAUCCGUUCAAUCGAUUCAAAACGCUCAAUCCGUUCUCGUUGCGCAAAUCGAUGCUAAUGGAGCUCGGCUGCAGUUACAAAAAGCUGGUGCCAGCCUUUUGGUGCCAGAGGGAGCGGUUGAGAUGGAGAGAACGGUUUACAUAGCUGUGAGUGAGCAACCCGGAGAUCGACCAAAGUUGCCACCUGGUGAAAUAGCUGUCUCAGCAGUGGUGACAAUGGGAGAAGCUGAAUGGGAAGGAGAUCCGGAGAGUCGAAUUCUUCAACGGCCCGCCAUUCUCUCGUUCAGACAUUGUGCGGCCACAUUUCCCAGGGAUAAUUGGGCGUUCUCUGUGUGGGCUGAUGAGGGUUUUGGAUGGAAACAGGUGGUACGAGUCGGGGAAGAGAACUUGAACAGCCCUGUUCACGUGCAUCUCGAGAAUCCCUCAUCGGGGAGGAUUGGAAUCGUCCAUUUAAUGACUGAACACUUUGGAAGAUUUAUGCUAGCCGGACGAUCAAGGAGAACAUCAGUAGCUCCAUGCAAAAGAGUUCAUCUGGCAUGCUUUGGACCGCCAAAUCCAGGCAGAGAUGACUUUGAAUUAAGGACUUAUUGCGUCCCGGAAACGGGAGCAUCAAUGGAAGCCGUCGGUCGACAAGAAGCAGGCGCUCGUCCACUUGCAAUCUCCGAACAUUUCAUCCUUCAACCAUCCGGUGAUCUCUGUUUUUGUGUCGAAGAAAUCUCUCCUGGAUUCACGCUCAAGGGAUCACCUGUUGUGGAAAUCCCAGCAACUCAUCAUCAAUGGUGUUCCCAAAAUGGUCUCCACAGCAGCAUCGCUAUCGCCAAUUCGGAGAGAAGACGACCUGAAGAGUUCAACUGUCGCAUUGUGAUCUACCAAAAGACGAACAAUGCCGAGCGUCACGUGUUGAAUGUGCAACUUGACACAAGUGGACUCCAACCGAAUGAUGAAGCGGAUAAGGUAGUUGACAUCAAUUUCCAAUUGCCAAUCGAUGUGAAAGACUCCUUGGCCGCGUUGCUCGAUCCACCCACUGAUCCAGCUCGAGAUUGGCGCGGUUUGGCGGGAAAAUUGAAAUUGGACAAAUAUCUGCAGUAUUUCGCGACUCGACCCGGUCAAUCACCCACUUGUCUCCUGCUAUCUUUAUGGGAAGCCGUGGAGAAAGAUUCGCUGAGAGCUGUGCCCGAUCUCCUUCAAACACUCCGAGUGAUGGGUAGACCGGAUGCAGUGAUGUUGUUGGAGGGUGUGCUGCUCUCUCCUCCAUCUCCUCCCCCAUCUGCUCCACUUCCCCUCCCUCCAAUGUCCCCAUCACCAUUCACCUAUAAUCAACGACAAGCGUCAUACUCGAGA
Mesorhabditis belari is the source of this 2895-nucleotide messenger RNA. Lineage: Eukaryota; Metazoa; Nematoda; Chromadorea; Rhabditida; Rhabditidae. The record is from the annotation of a GenBank genome assembly.